Messenger RNA from Cryptococcus wingfieldii CBS 7118, 1362 nucleotides. RefSeq names its product protein lysine methyltransferase SET5. The record is from RefSeq and is a predicted model, not a curated record. The transcript is spliced from 3 exons. NCBI's taxonomy places the organism in Eukaryota, Fungi, Basidiomycota, Tremellomycetes, Tremellales, Cryptococcaceae. The coding region runs from base 1 to 1362 and encodes 453 amino acids. Gene Ontology annotation, molecular function: protein binding.
AUGUCGGGCGCAGCACCUACCGACACCAUUUCUCCACCCGAUGAGGAACUUAUAAUCACGACAAAAGAGCUGCGCGCAGCUCACCCAGACAAAAGCAUCCUCAAACUCCUCGCCCAGCUCAAACUUGAUCGUCCCGAAUGGUCCGUCUCGGAAAAGCGAUUCAGAAAGGCCCAUUCUGCCACCUCAGACGGCGAGGGAAGCACUCCGGGUGCAUCUCAAAGCGCUGGGACGGGAGGCAAGGGGGAGAAGCCACUGAUUGCUGAUACGGGUUUGGACCCUUCAGUCGAUGUGGCUAGCUUGGCGCCCAAAGUGGAGGUGAAAAUGUUCAAGGGUGGGAAGGGAAAGGGUUUGGUGGCCAAGGAUGGACUGGAGAUGGGAGAGAUGCUUUGGCAGGAGGAGCCUUGGAUUGUGACUUCUGACCCAGGUCACUAUCCACUCCUGACGCAAUCUAUGAUGUGCACACAGUGCUUCUCCAUCUUUGAUCGUCCAAACCCAGCCUUAUCCGUCCCAUGUUCGCGAUGCCCCACAGCACACUUCUGUACCAGGCUCUGCUACUCUAAAGCCCAACUCGCUUCGCACCCUCAACUUCUGUGCCCCGGCGAGAAUCCCGCGGCCGAAAAGUUGAUGAAGUUUGUCAGACAAAAAGGGGAAAGAGGCAUGGAAGGUGUCGUCAAGAUCGUGGCCAGGUGGAGGACUGAGAGAGAAUGGAGUAAAGGAAGCGAGGCCGAAGAUAUGGAGAAGAGGGUUUGGAAGGGUAUGGCGCGAAUCAGCCAGAAGAGGAAGGAGGCAGAGAGGCGGGAGUGGGAGUAUGUGGCGGAGAAUCGAAUGAAGGAGUGGCGCGAGUUCCAUGCGUUGCUUAUCGGUGCUCUGAACCCUCCCCAAGGCCACUACAACCAUAGGAACUUUCAGAAGCUCGUCAAGACGCGCCGGAAUAACCCAAAGCCCUUGACAGAGAAGGAGGAACAAAAGUGGUUCUCUUUCGGAAGCUUUUUGGAGCUGCUGGGUCUUGUUGGGUUGAAUCAGGAAGACUCAGGUGGUCUGUAUGCUCUGCAUGCGCACUUGAACCAUUCUUGUACACCAAACAUUCAGGUUCGUAAUCUGCCAAAGUCUUAUGCGCCGCCAUCGCCAUCAUCUCUCCCCUGUGAUCUUCCACCGCCACUUCAGAAAGGUGAUAGCUUCUCCAACAAGCUCACCAUCCUCGCCCGUCAAAAGAUAGAACAGGGCGAAGAGUUGACCGUGUCGUAUGUCAACGUGAAGAUGCCGAGGGAUGAAAGACGGAAGAUCCUGCGAGAGGGUUACGGUUUCUGGUGUAGCUGUGACAGAUGUGAGAAGGAGAAGGAGGGAGGUGUCACGCAGGAAUAA